UGAUCAGCAGAGCCGACAUGGCGAUGUUACAGUGAGAAGUCACUCUCAGUCAUUUUUUAUUAGGCUUUGUUUCCGUGCCGGAAUGGAUCCGUCCGGGAGGAGUGAGAGCGACUGGCAGGGGCUGCUCAACGAGUUCAUAAUCUGUAAGCGGAAGCUGGAGAGCAAGAAAGAAGCCCUUCUGAUUCUGUCGAAGGAGCUGGACACCUGCCAGCAGGAGAGGGAUCAGUACAAACUGAUGGCCAACCAGCUCCGCGAGCGACACCAAGGACUCAAGAAGAAGUACAGAGAACUCAUUGAUGGAGAUCCCUCUCUGCCUCCCGAGAAAAGGAAUCAGGUGAAUUUAGCCCAGCUAUUGACAGACUCCAGAGAACAAAACAGCCAACUUUCUGAGGAGGUGAAGGAGCUGAAACAGCGACUGGUAGAAGCUCAGGGUGAUAACAAGCUUCUGCGAAUGACCAUCACCAAACAGAGGCUGGGGGACGAGGAGGUGGGCGCGCGACACUUUCCUGCACAUGAACGAGAGGAUCUGGUCAGACAGUUAGAAAGAGCUCGAGAACAGAACGAGGUUCUGGAGCACAGCGUGAAGUCGCUAACAGACGAGCUUCAGGACGUUCGAGCAGAGCGGGACGUGUUUCAGCAGAAGGCUCAUCGCCUCAACGUGGAAAUGAACCACAUCCUGGGCAACGACGAGAUCCGCAUUUUAGACAUAGAUGCUCUCUGCAUGGAGAACAGGUAUUUGCAUCAGCAGUUCGGUCAACUUCGAGAAGAAAUCAACAUACUCAAAACAAACCUGGUGAAGUACAAGAGUGCCCUGGAGUGUAGGAAGAACUCUAAAAUCUGUGGGAAAGCCAACAGUAGUGCACUGACCGGAGUGCUGUCUGCUAAACAAGUGAAGGAGUUGUUGCUGUCUGAGGAAAAUGGCUGCAGUUUGCCGGUGACUCCUCAGUCCAUCUCGGACCUCAAGUCUUUGGCCACAGCCCUGCUGGAAACUAUCCACGAGAAGAACAUGGUGAUUCAGCACCAACGCCAGAUCAACAAGAUUCUUGGGAAUCGAGUGGCCGAGCUGGAGAAAAAACUAAAAACAUUAGAAAUGUCUGGAUUAUGGAGGCUGCCAGGCCUGACUUAUAAUGUGUCUGUGGGAACAUGUGGAAAAGGAAAAGACACCAUAAUCCUGAAUCCUCAGCCGGAGGAGUCAGCAGACCCUCCUGGACAGGAAGGUGAUGAAAGGUCAGUAAAAAUGGCCAUCAACCAGCAGAGCCCCACAGAAGUCCCAGACCGAAAAAGUGGACCACCGGCUGUGUCAGGUGGUCGAGAGGAACUUCCAGAGGAGUCCCCAUCACCACCCAGCGAGGAGACGUGUCAGCAGAAACCCUCUUACCAGCCAGCCGAGGAGGAGGAGGAGGAGGAGGAGGCAGAGACGCCAGCUGGUGUACAGUGUCAGGACAGCGGUGGAUCACAGAUCACAGUGGAUUUAACCGCUUUAACGAGUCACCGGUCAAAAGAAGAGGAGCGUCUGAGUGAUUCUCCUCCCACAGUACCAGAUGUGAGCGCACACCAGCUGUCGGACCUCUGCCACUUACAGCAAAGUUUAGAGGACUCCGUAGAGCCAGAAGAUGAAUCUGAUGAAUGCACUGAAGGGUUGGAAACUGCUGAAACGGAGUUAAUUACAACGGAGGAGAACAUCGACUCCGCUAUGUCCUCUGCUGCUGCUGAAAGUUCUGCCAAAGACCGGGACGUCCAGUCAAACCAGGAGACAGAGCUGUCAGUUGAGACAGAUGUUUCUGUUCGUCAGUGAAUCUAAGGAUGGGAAAGAGAAGGAUGGAGGAUGUAUUUAUAAUGCGCUGCUCCUUUAUUCACUCUUACGAUUUAAUGAAAGAGAAGGUGACAUUUAAUAGUCCCCUGUCACAGUAGCAUGAAUGACUCGUAACACACUUAGUGGUAACUGAGCUGUCAGUAACUGAUUAUCUGACUUGUCCAUUUUGUGUCUAGUUUUAAACUGAUAAGUUACAUUACGUGGCCUAAAGUAUGUGUACACCAGAACAUAGUGUCCUUGUGUGAUUGUUGAAUAUUAAUGUGUCGCUUUAACAGUCUGCUGUCUAAACGGUCACGUCAGUCUGAUUCAUUCAAACCAAAACAUGAAAGGGUGAACUGUUGCCGCUAAGUGGAACCGACAAAUCAGAGGUAAGGAGAUGGCAUAAAGUGUUACAUAGAUGUGAUGAUGAUUUGGAAAAAUUUGAUCAUUUAGGUGAGUCUGCAUGUCAGUGGGGGAGAAUUCAGAUGACUUAACGGUGAAGGAGAAUGUAGUCUGCAUUGGAGGAAGACUCAAGUCUCAGGUUUUGGUUCGUGUAGCAAUGAAUUCAAAAUUGAGACGGACAAACUGUGGUUUGUGCCAUCAGUUGAGCAUAUACAGGAAGUCAGAAACAUUCUCCUCUAUCUUUCUAUUCCUUUUAUUUCUGAUAAAUAAAGGAAAUAAAAGGAAUUCUGAUUCUGAUCUUUCUGCCUCUGUCCACGCCUCCCCCUUUGAAAACUACCAUAUCUUACUGUGUUCAUCGCUACACCAGCUAAUGCAGCUGUUAUGAACAAUGUUUAAAGGCAUAAUAUUCAGGAUUUUAAAAAGAUAGAAAAAAACGUCUAAACCCAUACAAAUGUCAUCCCUCUCGGUCAUCACUUAUGCAGUAUUUUAUUAGUAUUUUGCAGUUUUAGGGACGUUUCAGUGCGUCAGCCUCUGGGCAAUGAUGUGUUGCUCCCAGCCAAUAACGACGUGAGGUCCGGACACGUCGCGAUCGUGGUCUCCAUCUCUUCUCUGUGGAGGUGUGAGCAUGUUCAUUUGUGCUUUAGAACGGAGCCUCAGUGAAGCAAAGGGGGAAAAAACCUUUUAUGUGUCUGAUUACUUGCUUCGUUCGGGCUAACGUUAGAGGAAGCCAAUGGUGUGUUUACCAACAGCAUCUGACAAAUCCUGCAGAUUAUGCCUUUAAGCUAAGCAGCAGCUUUAGGCUAUUAUGUUCCUUAAAACAUUAUAUAAAUAGUUACAUUUCUUUGUUGUGGGAAAAUUUACUAACCCUGCUGUUUUUUUUUUCCUCUGCUAGCAUAUUCUGUCCACAAGCUAAAGUCACUUUUAAAAUAUACACUGUUAGAGGUUUUUAUUUUUAGCAUGAAAAUGCAGUUCUGUCAAAGCUAUACAAAAUGCUGCAUGAUGAUAUACUAUUAAGUGAUGAAAAUUAUUGCAUUUUUUUUUAUUCCAUGCUUUUAAUUACUUCACAUACAAACAUUCCAUGAAUUACAAGAACGCAGGAGUACAUUAACAGAACAUUUAUUAGUCUGCAAUACAACCAAGCCACAACUUCCAGGUUACCAGCACUGAUGACGUUUUUGUUAUGAAAAAUAUUCUCACUAGAUAGAAUUACAUAGAUGUGUGUGUAUGUGAUUAAUGUGAACAAAAAUGUGUACAAAAUGUAUUUAUUUCUGCAAAAUAAAUGAUUUUCAGCUAA
Molecule: messenger RNA, 3488 nt
Organism: Scatophagus argus
Lineage: Eukaryota; Metazoa; Chordata; Actinopteri; Scatophagidae
Product: coiled-coil domain-containing protein 149-like
Exons: 13
Coding region: 83-1795 (570 amino acids)
Source: RefSeq, a predicted model, not a curated record